Messenger RNA from Saimiri boliviensis boliviensis (Bolivian squirrel monkey), 1836 nucleotides. It is a transcript of the gene C17H17orf107, whose product is annotated as chromosome 17 C17orf107 homolog. The record is from RefSeq and is a predicted model, not a curated record. Lineage: Eukaryota; Metazoa; Chordata; Mammalia; Primates; Cebidae.
UACAUGGCGCAGACGCCUGGACAUGGCGUGGGUGGUGGGCGUCCGCAGGGACACGUUGAGCACAAUGACGCAAUUCAUGACAAUGAGUGUGGCGACAACCAUGACGAAAAUAAGGAACCUGAGGAGACCGGAAUGAGUGAUGUCACUGCUCCCCUUCCCAGCUAUGGAAGGUGCUGUGCACCCUCUGACCUCACAAACACUUCUCCCCUCACGGGGUGGUUACGCCCUCCAGUUGCGCUCCCUCAGCAACUACAGACACGUCGCCCAGCCUUUCUCCCUUCCAUCACCUUUGGCGGCCAUGAAGGGGACCCCCAGCUCCCUGGACACCCUCAUGUGGGUCUACCACUUCCACAGCUCCACCGAGGUAAGGCUACGCCCACCGAGGGCGGCACCUCGAGACCCAAUGGGUAUAGUUCUCCUGCGCGUCCCCAUCCCCGUGACUACUGCCCUGUUCCUCCUCCAGGUGGCCCUCCAGCCCCCGCUUAUGUCUUCCCUGGAACUCUCCGUGGCCGCAGCCCAUGAGUAUCUGGAACAGAGGUUCAGAGCGCUGAAGUCCCUGGAGCCACGGGAGCCAAAGGUGCAGGAGAUGUCACCUGCCCCAAAGCCCACCCUGGGGCUGGUGUUAAGAGAAGCCGCGACCAGCCUCGUCAGCUUCGGCGCCACUUUGUUAGAGAUCUCAGCCCUGUGGCUGCAGCAGGAGGCGCGGCGACUAGAAGGCGGCGACAGCAGCACGGGCCCAGCCCUAGACGUCGGGGAUCCGAGUGCAGCGCUGGCCCAAAUAGCCCAGGCCGCUGGGCAGGGAGCUUGGCAAGCUGGGGCUGCAGUGGGUGCCGUGACACGGCUCCUCGUCCAGGGAGCAUGGCUAUGCCUAUGUGGACGGGGUGUGGAGGGGUCUGCCUCAUUCCUGCCACAGUGGCAACAGCAGCUGGGCCUCAGAAUCCCCAGAGAACCGAGAUACUCAGGAGACCUCCAGGUGAUGUCCAGCAGCAGUGCAGAGGACGGCGGACCAGAGAAUCCAUCCCAGUCCCAGCCCCAUCCCGCGUCCAAAUAAAGCUCAGGAGGGGGCGAGACAGCCAGAGUUUCUCCCCAGGUCUCAGGGUUUUGCCACGCCCCACCCAGCCAGCCCUUGGCCCCACCCUUCAGACGGCCACGCCCGUGCCAGGGGCACCACGUGGACCCGCUUAGCCCUCACCUGCCUAGCAGCGGCACGCUCAGAGAAGUCUCUGGGAUUUUCUGGGCAAUGAGGAACAAGAAGACGGUCUGGGCGAGCAGGACGUUGAUGGAAACUGUGCAUUUCUGGCCACCGGCUGGAGGGAUCGCCAGUGAGAGCGGGCCCCACCUCCAGGAGCUAGCCCGGGUUUGGGUGUGGGUUCGGGGCUACUGCUUACCCUGCGCAGGCAGGAAGUAGGCGAGCAGCACCAGGCCCGAGAUGAGCACGCAGGGCACGAUAAUGUUAAUGACGUAGAAGAGCGGCUUCCGUCGGAUGAUAAGCGAGUAGAUGACGUCAGUCUCCCCUGAGCCAUCGGUGGCGCCAACGUCAUGACGGCGGAUCAUCCCCGGGCAGAAGUCGAUGGCCCACUCACCGUUCUCUGUGGGACAGGGUCGCGGUCAGCCGGAGCGGGGCACCCGCCAAGCCGACAGCAGGCUGAGGCGGCGGCUGCGGCUGUCUGCGCCAGGGUCAUGGGCCGUCAGGAUGGGGGCAAUUCAGGCGGAAAGGGGCAGUCGGUGAGGGUACAGAAAGUGAAAAGGCAGGACUAGAGUAACAGUGGAGAAUGAUUUCGGAGUCCAGGCCCGGUAUUUCACGCCUGUAAUCCCAGCACUUUGGGAAGCCAAGGU